AUGGCCUGCAAUGUGCUGGUUGAUGAGAAUAUAAGGGUUACAGAUGAGGCGUUGGGAGAUGCCAUUGAUGGAGGAUCAAUUAGAGUGCCUGAGCUGAUAUCCCAGGUUGAUGAGUUAACGGAAAUCCUUAGAUCUAACACCCAGCGUCUUAUGGAAAGAGAGGGUCGCUUGGAAGACUUGCAAAUUCUAGCGGAUGACUUGUCAGAUAAGGCGCAUCAGUUUCAAACUGUGACAAAAAGAGCACGUCGGAAGAUCUGGUGGCGAAGGAAUAAGUACAGAGCCCUGACAGUGUUGUUUAUCAUCAUCGUCAUCGUUGUUAUCAUCACAGUGGUCAUCCUGGUUGUAGCUCUGAGGGUUGUAUGA
Liolophura sinensis is the source of this 363-nucleotide messenger RNA. Its product is annotated as vesicle-associated membrane protein 3-like. The record is from RefSeq and is a predicted model, not a curated record. Bases 1 to 363 code for a protein of 120 amino acids. The transcript has 2 exons. Gene Ontology annotation, cellular component: membrane. Gene Ontology annotation, biological process: vesicle-mediated transport. Lineage: Eukaryota; Metazoa; Mollusca; Polyplacophora; Chitonida; Chitonidae.